AUGAGUUCAAAUCCAACUUCCAGCGAGAUCAAGAUGUCGGCUGCCUCUCGCGCCAUGUUGGGCAAGGUCCGCAAACUCGUGCCUCCAAUGCUAGAAAAAUUUCACAAAGGACAGUUGGGCCGAGUUGCUGUCAUCGGUGGUAGUGCCGAUUAUACUGGGGCGCCAUACUUCUCAGCGAUGGCAUCGGCGCGGCUAGGUUGUGAUCUAUCUUACGUCUUCUGCGAGCCUUCUGCGGCCCAGACGAUCAAAUCCUACUCACCUAACCUCAUGGUGUCACCAAUCCUACGAUCCACAGCUUCAAUCUCACAGGCACAGAAAGAGCAGGAUCCCACGGGCGAAGAGCUGGCAAAGCCAAUUCUCGAUAUGCUACCACGUCUACAUGUGUUGGUAAUAGGACCGGGUCUGGGGAGAGACGUCAUCACACAGAAGCAGGUGAAAGCUGUAAUCAAUGCAGCUCGAAACCACGAUCCUCCCGUGCCAAUGGUACUUGAUGCAGAUGCUCUUUGGCUUGUCCAGACAGACCCAGACCUUAUCAAGGGACAUAAAGAGUGCAUUCUGACCCCUAAUGUUGUUGAGUUUGGUCGACUUGCGAAGGCAGUAGGUACGGAUCAGGACAACAGCGAUCCCGAAAAGGCCUGCCAGACACUCUCUAAGGCCCUAGGCGGUGUCUGCAUUAUCCAGAAGGGUGCUGUGGACUAUAUUUCGCAAGGCGUAGACACCACAAUUUCCGACUUUCAGGGUGGUCUGAAGCGAUCUGGAGGUCAAGGUGAUACCCUGACUGGAUCGCUUGGCACCUUUUUGGCCUGGCGAGGGCUCUACCAUGAAGGACUGUGGGAUACUGGACCCGAGAAAAUGAGCCGAGAAGAAACUCUCUUGGUGGCAGCGUUCGGCGGAAGCGCCAUCACAAGAGAGUGCUCACGACGGGCAUUUGCAAAGCGACAAAGGAGUUUGCAAGCCAGUGAUCUGACUGACGAGGUUCAUGAGUCUUUCCUGGCGCUCGUCGGAGAACCAGAAGAGCUCCCUAAGCUUUGA
This is a messenger RNA of Exophiala spinifera, 1032 nucleotides long. RefSeq names its product YjeF family domain-containing protein. Gene Ontology annotation, biological process: metabolite repair. The transcript has a single exon. Gene Ontology annotation, molecular function: ATP-dependent NAD(P)H-hydrate dehydratase activity. NCBI's taxonomy places the organism in Eukaryota, Fungi, Ascomycota, Eurotiomycetes, Chaetothyriales, Herpotrichiellaceae. The record is from RefSeq and is a predicted model, not a curated record. The coding region runs from base 1 to 1032 and encodes 343 amino acids.